AUGAAGAACCACAGCCUAGUUGACCCGGCAAGUGAAUUGGCUAAGGAACUUGUCCGGCAAGAUCAAGAGAGGCUUCUGCCUUCUUUCCGUUUCCUACGCGAGAGCACUUUCAACACGCAGCUAUUAUAUCACAACAUUCAAAGUCUCCCUAAACAUUUGAAGCUAGUUGUAAAUGAUGAAGUGUUUACGAAAAGUGAUGUGCUCUUGUUUGGGGAGACAUGGACGCUUCCAGAAGAUGACAUUCAUUUGCCAGGCUUCGCUGUCGCUUCAAGAAUUGACUGUUUGGCGUUGCCAAGAACAUACCAGCAACUGAUGAUAGGAGACUUUAACAGAAAUAUUCAGCUCUCAAACAUGCGGAAAACAAUGGAUGGAUAUGCUAAUAUAGCUAACCUCACUGUGCAUGACGGUGACUUUACCACGACUAAAAAUCACAUAAAAAUUGACUUGGUCCCUAGCAACUUCGAUCUUCACUCUGGGGCAUACCACUCACUGACAAGCCACCACAAACCUCUCUGGAUAUCUUCGAGAAUGGGAGAUAGAGCUUUAAGCCCCAUCGCAAAGAAGAUGUCUCGCGAGGAGCGCAUUGUUGAUAACGGGCAAAAUAACAACGGUACCGAACCCGCCGAACUCGCCGGAGCUGCCGUGGUCGACGAUGGAGCAUUGCCGGCCGGUAUCGAGGAGGUCAAGCCGACUUCACAUCAGCAUGUUGAUUUUGACUUUUCCAUGAUGAUGGAGGAUGGACUUCACGAGUCCAUUUUAAACAUCACCGUAGAUUUGAACGUCGGCGAACAAGCGGGAAAUGGCGAUGGGCUGGCAGUGGCAAGCUGCAGUAAGGAGGUCGGAGAGGGAGUUUCUAGUUGCAGCCGGCAACAAGCGCUACUCGACAAGCAAGCUCCUAGCUGCAACAGACAACCGCGGGCAAGGCCUCCAGCUCACACCGCUCCACUGGUUUCACCUGCAGCUUCAAGGACCAGUAAUCGCACCAGCAGCUUAGCCUUCGCCAGAGUCAUGUUUCACAACAGCGACCUGGACGAAAAAAUGGUAAACAAAGUGUUGUCCCUUAUUCGUCAGUUAGGGACUGUUCAUUGGAAUGAUGUGUGUGGGCUCAGUAGUGUAAAGCAACGUUUGAAGGAAAUGGUUGUGUACCCACUACUGAACCCCACCCUGUUCCAAGGUCUGAGAAGGCCGGGAAGGGGACUCCUGCUUUUUGGUCCUCUAGGAAAUAGGAAAACUUUAAUUGGUAAGGUGUUGUGA
Frankliniella occidentalis (western flower thrips) is the source of this 1254-nucleotide messenger RNA. Its product is annotated as AAA ATPase forming ring-shaped complexes-like. The transcript has 7 exons. The coding region runs from base 1 to 1254 and encodes 417 amino acids. Gene Ontology annotation, molecular function: ATP hydrolysis activity. The record is from RefSeq and is a predicted model, not a curated record. Lineage: Eukaryota; Metazoa; Arthropoda; Insecta; Thysanoptera; Thripidae.